AUGUUCUCUUGCUGUCUUUGGACUACUCGAGGCUCAGACCUCAAGAAAGACAAGAGUGAAGGCCAUGGAGGGGCCUGGAGAUACUUAGUACUCUCCUGCCUCCAAUGCUUCUGGCCUUUUGGCCAGAGGGAAACAGACUUGACACAGGAUAGCCAGGCCCAGGACCACGCAGACAAGGGUGUGCAUGAGUGUGCCCCAGAAGACAUGAAGAAGCCCUGUGGAGAGUCCUACGUCAGUGCAGACAUGGUGGAAAGGAUGGUGAACCACCUGGUGCCAUCCCUGCAGGGAAGAGACGCCUUCUUUGUCUCUGCCUUCCUGUACACAUACAGAAGUUUCACUACCACACUACAUGUUCUGGACCUGCUGUUGAGGCGGUAUGCCCACUUCCGCCGGAAGUGUGAAGAGGAUGAACAGGUAAAGAGAAUCUUCUGUUCUUUCCUGAACUCAUGGAUAGACAUAUACCCAGAGGAGUUUUGUCAAACCUCAGACCUGUCCGUUCUCAAGAAGCUGGAGGCCUACUUGACUGUGAACAUGCCCGACUCAGAUCUGAAUCGCCGUGUCCAAAUGCUUCUUACGGAGUUGCAGUUGAGGGAGACAGAGCGAAAGGAUGAAGGAGACUCACGUUUGGAGAACCACGUAGCUGGAGAUCCAGAGAGUAACAUGCGGUUCCUGUCAGUGAAACAGCAGCCAGAACCAGCAGGUGCACGAGACAGAGAGUCCAAAGUCCACCGGGAUGCUCUAAUGUUGGAGCCAGAUGUGACAUCAGCCAUCCAUCCAGCCCACCUGCUAGCAGCCAUGGAACGUGUGACUCACCAAGUCAGCGGACACAGUGGCCUUUCAAACAUCUCGCCCUCAGGGUAG
This is a messenger RNA of Apodemus sylvaticus (European woodmouse), 861 nucleotides long. RefSeq names its product ral guanine nucleotide dissociation stimulator-like 1. NCBI's taxonomy places the organism in Eukaryota, Metazoa, Chordata, Mammalia, Rodentia, Muridae. The transcript has a single exon. The coding region runs from base 1 to 861 and encodes 286 amino acids. The record is from RefSeq and is a predicted model, not a curated record.